Messenger RNA from Telopea speciosissima, 1294 nucleotides. Its product is annotated as transcription factor bHLH57-like. The coding region runs from base 110 to 1294 and encodes 394 amino acids. The transcript is spliced from 6 exons. Gene Ontology annotation, biological process: regulation of transcription by RNA polymerase II. NCBI's taxonomy places the organism in Eukaryota, Viridiplantae, Streptophyta, Magnoliopsida, Proteales, Proteaceae. Gene Ontology annotation, molecular function: protein dimerization activity; DNA-binding transcription factor activity, RNA polymerase II-specific; RNA polymerase II cis-regulatory region sequence-specific DNA binding. The record is from RefSeq and is a predicted model, not a curated record.
GAGGAGGUACGUUGGUUUUCACCCGUGAGGAGUUUAUGAAGCAGGACAAGUUGAGAUUUGAGGAAGAAGGACAACCAUUCUCGACAUCAUCUACUACUUAGAGGGGAAAAUGUCGUUCCUUGAGAUGCUACGAGGCCUAGAAUCAUCCUCGUCUUCUUCGUUUAUAGACUCUAACUCCUCCUUUGAGUUUCUGUUGAGAAUGCAGCAAAAUCAGAAGCACCCAGAAAUAGAAUGUGGGAUUCAAGCACUGGAACUGGAGAGCUGCAUUACCAAUGACGUAUCAGAACCGCAUUCUCCGAUUAAAUCCAAAUGCAAAGACCCGCAUCAACCCCAAUCGUCGUCUUGUCGGGAACUGGAAGUGGUGAGUUCCGAAUGCAAUGGAGAAACAAAGUCACCGGAAAAGUGCAGAGGAGGGAACCGUAGCAGCAGGGCGAAAGGCAAACCACAGGAAUCGAACAAAGCAGGCCCAGCGGGUAGCACUUGCGAGAGGAGGAAGCGUAAGCGAACGAGGCCGCCGAGCAACACCAAAGAGGAGGUGGAGUCUCAACGCAUGACCCACAUCGCCGUCGAACGCAACCGUAGGCGUCAAAUGAACGAUCAUCUAAACACGCUCCGUUCCCUGAUGCCCACCUCCUUCGUUCGAAGGGGUGAGCAAGCAUCGAUCAUUGGUGGUGCCGUUGACUUUAUUAAAGAAUUGGAGCGGUUGUUGCAGUUACUCGAGGCUUGGAAGAGAAUGAAAAAGUCGGGAAACGACGACGAAUCCAUGGAGGAGGAGGAGGGUAGGAGAGACGAUGAUAUCGGAGAAGGAGGAGAAAUGAAGGCAGAACACAAGUCGGUGGCGGAUAUCCAAGUGUUAGUGGUAGAGAAAAGGCAUGUGAAUCUCAAGAUGCUGUUACCAAGGAGGAUGGGAGGGCAGUUGGUCAGAGCCAUUUCUGCUUUGGAAGAUCUCAGGAUGACCAUCUUACACCUCAACAUCACAUCCUCUCAACGUUCCGUUCUUUACUCCUUCAAUCUCAAAAUGGAAGAUGAGUGCAAUCUGGGAUCAGCUGACGAGAUCUCAACAGCGGUGCAUCAAACCUUCAGCGGAGCCUCAUCAACGGUUCGUAAAUGGUCACCAUUUCUUUCUGUGUACGUGAUUCUCCCGUUUACCGUCGGCCUGAAUGUGAGGGAAGUGGGGAUGGCCACUGGCUGGCCAGAGAGAAAGAUGGAAACUGUGCAGCGCAGAAAGCGUCAGAUACAUUCUCAGUCUCAAAUGGAGGACUACAAUCCACCAAAACGGCGACGAUCAUUUUGA